UUAAUAAAAAAGGCGAGGGCGCUCCCAGUCUACUCGGAAGUUGAGCUUGCUCACAUUUUUUGCGCGCAAGUUUCUUUGGGAAGCACAACUCUGCAGGAUCGGGUUCAAGGCUAAUAGAAACACCUGUUUUGGAAUCCACCUAAAAAAAACAGUGUUGUCUUCUAUCUCUAAACACAAAAUGAAUGCACCGAGACUUGUUUUGUGUUUGUGUUGGGUUCUGCUGCGCAUUCACACUUGCCGUAGCCAGAAGGACUGCACAGGUGUGGAGUGCCCAGUUCUGCAGAACUGCAUUGAAACCAUCCUAGACACAGAUGCCUGUUGUCCCACCUGUUCACAAAAAGCCUGCUCCUGUGAAGGCUACCAAUACUACGAUUGUGUCCGAGCAGGCUUCCGUAAAGGGAAAGUCCCAGAGGGCAAAUCCUACUUUGUGGACUUUGGGAGCACCGAAUGCGCUUGUCCGCAGGGAGGAGGGACGAUAAGCUGCCGUUAUAUGGAGUGCCCUGAAAUUUCACCAAACUGCAUUGAUAUUUUACAACCUGCAGAUGGCUGUGCGGAAUGUGGGCAGAUUGGUUGUACCCAUGGCAACAAGAAGUUUGAAGCAGGAUUUACUUUUAAGAUAGACCAGUGUCAGGUGUGCCACUGUCCAGAUGAGGGGGGCAAGCUAAUGUGCUCGCAUAUUCCUGACUGUGACGUCCAAAGUGUUAAUAAGCCCACACAGGUUGCAACCACCACUGAGAACACCAAAACUCUGAAAGACACUUACAGCCAUGCUUCUGGAACCAAGUUAAUGCUGGGAAACACGCUCCCCUUGUACAAGCCAGAUCCACCCAGUCUUGGCACAGAUGAUUAUGACUACUCACAGUCUGAGGCAACAUCUCCCCCAAUCGGAAAUCUGGCCCCACCAACUACAGUUCCACUGGCUUCCCCUGAAUCAAGCUCCACCUCAAAUGAUGACAGAAGCGCGCUGAGGGAUCCACAAAAAAGAGAGGAGAGCAGUGAGGAUGAUGACAUGCGUAACCAGGGUCCAAUAAGCACGACGAUUCAAAAAGAAACAUCAACACUUGAAACAACAACACAGAAAGUGACAUUGGAGAACCGCAGAUCACACCAAGAAAAUGAAGGAAAGGGCGGUAGAAGAACGGUGGUGCACAAAAUGGCACAUCAGAGCCACAAUAAAAAGAGUCGAGAUAGUCGUGUCAGGAAUCACCACAUCGUCCAUUCUGGCGGCCCUAACGUUUCAAUGGAGCACGGUGAUGAGAAGGCUCAGGGCUCGCAGCCCACAAUCCAGCUCCUGCCCACCAGGAUGACUCCAAUCAGGUUGAGGGAGGAUGGAGAGCAGCCCCAAAGACACCCUCAAAACAUCUCCCACUACCAACCCCAGCAUGAAGAUAGAGAGCUAAACGUGUCAGUCGUGGAGCUGGUGGAAGCCUGCUGUGAGACUGGGGCAAAAUGGGCUUCAGUUAAUGGUCACUGCAGCAACAUGGAUCGACCCACGCAAGAUAGACAGUCCAUCUGCUGGACAUCUCAGCAGCGGUGCUGCCUCGGCUCCCUGAGAGAAAGCCGAUGUCUGGCUGGAAUCGGUGCGGCCAAAGACGGAGAUAUGUGUGUGGAGGAUGCCGUUGAUACGUGUGGGCACAGUUCCUACAAGGAGUGCUGUGACUGCUGUUCUCUGGGGCGGAAGUUCCGCAGUGAAGUUCAAGAGUGUAAAGCCCACCGGCACAUGGGCCUCCCCUGCAGACACGUUUUCCUCUUUUGCUGUGAGGGGGCGGAGACAUGGGAAGAGGGUCAUGAAAGCUGGCAUGCUGUUAAAGAGAAGCCCGCCCUUAGUGCUACUUCACCACCAAAAAGAGUGGCCGACAGCCUUUAUCCGAAUGAGGCCUUCUCGAUCGGAGAAGAGCGACAUGGGGAGAACGCUGUGGAGGGGCCGACUGAGGUGGAGGACAUGGACGAGUGUCUGAUCUACGGCGGCAGCAUCUGCCACCACAGAUGUGUAAACACACCAGGCUCUUUCCGCUGCGAGUGCUUCCCGGGAUACGUGCUGCAAGAGGAUGCUCUCACUUGUGCACCAGAGACAGUGGAUGAGGAGAACACACUGAAGGAGGAUGAGACCAAGGGGGCGGAGCCCACCACCUCUUCUACGCCACCCACCCAGCCUUCGGUGCCACUCAACCCCUGUGAAGGAAACGGCCCUUGUGACCAACAUUGCAUCCCUGAGGGCGGAAGGCCACGCUGCUCUUGUUUCCCAGGCUUCUCUCUCAUGGCUGAUGGACAAUCCUGUGAAGAUAUGAACGAGUGUACGUCAGCGCAUGCCUGCCAGUUGAACGAACGCUGCUUGAAUACUGCGGGGAGCUAUGUCUGCCAAAGACUGAUCACAUGUCCCCCGGGAUACCAAAUCAACGGAGACAUUUGUAAAGAUAUUAAUGAGUGUAUGGAAGGCAGUCAUGACUGCAUGCCCGAAUAUGAGUGCGUAAAUACAGAAGGGUCGUUCAAGUGCAACCUCAAACCCCUUUGCUCUGUUGGAUUUGAACGGGACGCACAAGGCAACUGUUUAGACACCGAUGAGUGUCACACCGAGCCGUGCAGUUUAGGCUUUAACUGCAUCAACACAGUGGGGUCCUACGUGUGCCAGAGGAAGAUGAUAUGCAGCCGUGGCUAUCACACCAGUCCUGAUGGGACCACUUGUAUUGACGUGGAUGAGUGCCAGAGUGGUGCCCAUCAGUGCGGAGAUGGCCAGCUGUGCCACAACCUGGCCGGGUCCUAUCGCUGCGAAUGUCAGACCGGUUAUCAGUACGACUCCUUCAGACGCAUGUGUGUCGAUGUAAAUGAGUGCUGGCACUACCCGGGUCGUCUUUGUGCUCAGACCUGCGAGAACACUCCGGGCUCCUAUCAAUGCUCGUGCACCACCGGCUUUCGCUUAUCCGGCGACGGCAAUAACUGCGAAGAUGUGAACGAGUGUUUGUCAAGCCCUUGCGGUCAGGAGUGUGCCAACAUCUACGGCUCCUACCAGUGCUACUGCAGACAGGGCUACCACCUGCGGGAGGACGGCCACACCUGUGAAGAUAUCGACGAGUGUUCCCAAAGCAUCGGCCAUCUGUGCACUUAUAAGUGCGUCAACGUUGCUGGCAGUUAUCAGUGCACGUGUCCGGAAACUGGAUACACAAUGUCACCAAACGGACGCUCAUGCAGAGAUAUCGAUGAGUGCACCACAGGGGCCCAUAACUGCUCGCUAGCUGAAACCUGCUACAACAUCCAAGGUGGCUUCCGCUGCCUCUCUUUCAGCUGCCCAGCAAACUACCGCAAAGUGUCUGACAUUCGCUGUGAGCGGAUGAGCUGUCCCAACUACCUGGAGUGUCAAAACUCACCGCUGAGAAUCACCUAUUACUACCUCAGUUUCCAGUCCAACAUCGUCAUCCCCGCUCAGAUCUUCCGCAUCGGACCUUCGCCCGCUUACUCCGGAGACAACGUCAUCGUCAGCAUCACGGAGGGAAACGAGGAAAACUACUUCAGCACCCGCAAGCUAAAUGCCUACACGGGCGCCGUGUACUUACACAGACAGGUUGAGGGCCCGAGGGACUUCUUGAUUCAUGUGGAGAUGAAGCUUUGGAGGCAGGGGACCUUCACCACCUUCCACGCCAGGAUUUACGUUUUCAUCACGGCCAACUCGUUGUAACAGAUUCUCCGCAGGCCGCCAUGGACCUUAAAAAAAGGACAUUACAUUUUUUUUCUACCAAAUACAAAGUAGUAUUCCCUUUUAUUACAGUAUGGAUAUUAUUUCCCAUUGGUUGUAAAACCUCUUGCUUUACUCAAAUCAUCAUAUGUAAUAAUUGUUUUGUUUGAUAAAUAUGAGGUAUAGCGUAAGAAAUACUGUAUUUGUGUGCCUAAAAAAAACACCGAAGACUAUUCUUUCUGCAAUUUGUUUUUGAAGUAUUUUUCUAAACUCCAUAUUUUUAUAUCUCUGUACUAUCUAUUCUGUUGUAUGUAUAAGAAUUGGAUGUAUUAUAAUUUUAUACUAAAUAUCUGCCAAGUAUUAAAGUGAACACCAAUGUAGAUGGUCGAGUUCGGAUUAAAUAUAUUUAUUAGGGUAAAA
Messenger RNA from Syngnathus acus (greater pipefish), 4087 nucleotides. RefSeq names its product fibulin 2 (gene fbln2). The transcript has 17 exons. Gene Ontology annotation, cellular component: extracellular region. The coding region runs from base 179 to 3670 and encodes 1163 amino acids. Gene Ontology annotation, molecular function: calcium ion binding. NCBI's taxonomy places the organism in Eukaryota, Metazoa, Chordata, Actinopteri, Syngnathiformes, Syngnathidae. The record is from RefSeq and is a predicted model, not a curated record.